Molecule: messenger RNA, 609 nt
Organism: Pezoporus flaviventris
Lineage: Eukaryota; Metazoa; Chordata; Aves; Psittaciformes; Psittacidae
Product: olfactory receptor 5T17-like
Exons: 1
Coding region: 1-609 (202 amino acids)
Biological process (GO): G protein-coupled receptor signaling pathway; sensory perception of smell
Cellular component (GO): membrane
Molecular function (GO): odorant binding; G protein-coupled receptor activity; olfactory receptor activity
Source: RefSeq, a predicted model, not a curated record
AUGUACUUUUUCCUUAGCAACUUAUCUCUCCUCGAUGCUUGCUACUCAUCGGUGGUGGCACCGAGGAUGUUAAUGAACCUUCUGAUGGAGAAGCAAACAAUCUCUGUCAUCGGCUGCGCAACCCAGCUUUACUUCUUCAUAGCCUUUGGCACCACCGAGUGCUUCCUCCUGGCUGCGAUGGCGUACGACCGCUACAUGGCCAUCUGCAAGCCUUUGCUGUACUCGGCCAUCAUGUCCCACCGGCUCUGCAUGCUGCUGGUGGCCAUUUCCUAUGUGCUUGGCCUGCUGAACUCCUGGGUGCACACAGAGUUUGCCUUCAGCCUACCUUUAUGCCAGCCAGCCAAGGUCAACCACUUCUACUGUGAAAUCAGGCCUGUUCUGGCCCUCUCCUGCUCUGACACACGUGUCAAUAGGUGUCUGAUAUUUGUCCUUGGUGGGCUGGUGGAGAUGGUGACCAUCUUGGCCGUCCUGGUCUCCUACGCCUUCAUCCUCGCUGCUGUCUCAAGGAUCAGCUCUGCUCGGGGCCGGUACAAAGCCUUCUCCACGUGCACCUCUCACCUGGCUGGAGUCACCAUCUUCCACGGGUCCAUCCUCGCCCUGAACUUCUGA